AUGGGUCCGUGUGAACCUACUGGCACAAUCGGACCCAAUUCAACGCUUUCCCAGCACGCAAAUUUUGUUGCAAACUCGCUCCAUCGAUUCGCAGUUCUGACAGAGAAAUAUUUGGACGUCUUAACCUCACCCACUCCCCCCAAUCAUGACGGCGAUACCGAGUUCAAGGUGAUUCUUGAAGAAUUGGUUUCCUUGGACCAAAGCAUUUCAGAAAAAAUCGACGAGCGUAAGGAUAACCUCAUAUCUAAUGGGUAG
Molecule: messenger RNA, 255 nt
Organism: Mitosporidium daphniae
Lineage: Eukaryota; Fungi; Microsporidia
Exons: 1
Coding region: 1-255 (84 amino acids)
Source: RefSeq, a predicted model, not a curated record